Amphibalanus amphitrite is the source of this 1457-nucleotide messenger RNA. RefSeq lists its product as uncharacterized. Gene Ontology annotation, molecular function: hormone activity. The transcript has 3 exons. Lineage: Eukaryota; Metazoa; Arthropoda; Thecostraca; Balanomorpha; Balanidae. The record is from RefSeq and is a predicted model, not a curated record. The coding region runs from base 120 to 476 and encodes 118 amino acids.
GGCAGAUCACAGCCUGAGAGCAAGCAGCCAGUGUCGGUGAAUACGAACUGUGUGCGAAAACGAACGCAGGGCAGCUACAAGCUCAGAAAUCCAAUCAGAAGAUAAUAAUUCAAACCAAUAUGUCGAGCAGUGGCCGUUUCUGUCUGCUGGUGGUGGCCGCGUGUCUGCUGGCUCCGGACGCCGUGUCGGCACAGAUCCAGUUCUCCGAGGACUGGACUCACGGCAAGCGCGACGUGUCGGCACAGCAGCAGCAGCUGCUGGCAGCGGCCGCCGCCGCCGCCGACGGCGCGCCGCGGCCGCCGCUCAGCCUGCUGGACGUGCUCAGCAAGGCGGCGGCGCAGCAGGCCGCCGGCCAGCAGUGCAAGCCCGACGCCGAGGCGCUCGGACUCAUCUACGACCUCAUCAUGAGGGAAGUCGAGAAGGUCAUCAGCUGCAGAACCCAAAACGGAAUGCUGAAACCGGCCUACGCGACUUAGAAUCGGGAGUGCGCAUAGCUUCUGGUUGAACCAAAGAAGAAAUGGCAGUUCCUCGAAGUCACUCAUUUCAGGGAGUUUAUUUAUUUUCCCGUCAGUUCGGCUGGGAAUUCAGUGUCGAUUUGCACGGACCAAGUCUGAGGGACGCCACGGAGUGGGUCUUCCUGAGCAGCUGCAGUACUGGAUAGUUACCGCAGAAGUGCUGUUCCGCUGAGGAGAGCGGCGCUGUCGUAAAGAGGAGGUGGCACUCACGUCACAUAUCGAGUGCUGCUGGUGCCGACGGCAGCGUGGCGGGGUCUGAGAGGGUCGUCCGUGGGGACCGGGGCAGCCUGCUGCUCCGUGCAGCUGGCGAGGCUGCAGUGGCUCCCGCCUUCACCAGAGGACCCGUACGCAAGACCCAGUGAACUGUGAUACCUACCUACUGUCCUGAUCUCAGCCUGCAGUUAUGGCCAUCACUAGUGCUCAGGAUCACUGUAUACUUAUCGUUCCUGCAUGUGCGCGGUUGUGGGAACUGGGAUGUGGGUAUGUGUAAUACCUGCAUGUUCCUAUGUCGAUGGAAAUGUUAGUCAUAAAACGUUAGUCAUAAUCGUAUUCAAGUAUUUUCGGUUCUCAGUUAUUAUAGCUUGAAACGCUGCCAAUUUUGUAAUUUAGAGACGAACUAUUUAGUAGUAGUUUAGUAUAGUUCGCUUGUAUAGUUCGUUAGCCAGCAUCCCUCUUCUGACAAGCUAUCAAACCCAAACUUUGUUCGUGUUACACAUGCUGGUACUCAUCUAGCUCAUUUGCAUUUGCAGCUUAUCUAUUAUGUGCUCAUUUUAGUUAUUUAUUUCACCAUGCUGCUCCAAUUGUGAUGAUUUUUUUUGUGUUUAUAAGUCGAAUGUGUCAUUUGUCUUUUGUACGAGGCUUUUUAUUAUUUAUUGGUUGGUAUGCUGUCAGUGUGAAAAGUGCAUGAAUGAUUGACAAUCCAUCAAUAAAUUUGAUACAAAA